Molecule: messenger RNA, 2647 nt
Organism: Daphnia carinata
Lineage: Eukaryota; Metazoa; Arthropoda; Branchiopoda; Diplostraca; Daphniidae
Product: putative histone-lysine N-methyltransferase PRDM6
Exons: 10
Coding region: 365-2404 (679 amino acids)
Cellular component (GO): nucleus
Source: RefSeq, a predicted model, not a curated record
AUCCCCUUAUUUGUUUUUCUGUUUUAUUUUUUUUUUGUUUUUUCCGUGUGCUAUUCUAUUUUUUUUUUUUCUUUCGGUUUUAAAUAAAUAAAAGGAAAGAGAGAUAUACAUACUUGCGUUACAACUGUUUGAUAUCUCGGACGGGAGUGAAGUUUGUUCUCUUCUCUAUACGCUAAUUGAUUCGUACGUGGUGAUUCCAAUGCGCGCAGAAACGCGAAUUCAAGUGAACUGACCUCUCCAUACAAGUGGCAAGUUAAAACGCGACCGACUUCUUUUUUCUACAACGAUAAAAUAAUAUCAAACAAAAAGAGAGAAGUGAAAUUUCAUUCGUUGAAAAAAAGAAAAAAAAAACAAUCGAAAAAAGAUGGAUGGUCUCAAGAUGGCACAACAGCAUCACCACUCUCUCAGUGCGGCCAUGAUGGCCAAAGGACUUUUCGGUGGCGGAGCGGCAGCCGCCGCUGCCGGGAUGGCCGGUCUAGCCGCUAUGGAUCCUCGCAGUUUGGCCAUGGCCGCUGCUUUUCUGCCCGUCAAUUUGACUCUGGACGGGCGGCUUCAUCCGCAUCAUCACCAGGCGGCCGCGGCCGCAGCCGCUGCCGCCGCCGCUGCCGCCGCCAGCCUCCAGCACGGACUGCACCAAUUGCAACAAGAAGCCCGUCACUGUCAGGCGAUGAAUCGAGCGGACAGUUCGAAUGGCGAUCGUUCACCGACGCCACCCACCCCGAUGAUGGAAACGUGGGUUCUGAUCCCGCCGGAGCUCUCGCUCGUUCUCCAGCCUCCGUCGCAACAAGCGCGCGUCUGGACCCGUGUCCCAGUCACGCAAGGACGCCGUUGGUCGCCUUUCCAAGGCACCGUCCGUCUCGGCGUCAUGCCAUCGACGGCCGCAUCCGACGCCGACACAGAGAUACAACAGCGUUAUCACAGCAGCGGUUGCUACGAGGAAGUGACGGAGGUGCCCUGUCUAGCUGGACUUUCGGCCGGAGCCGCAACGCGCAAAGUGCGACACUGCAACUGGGUUCGUUUCCUCCGUCCGUCUCCACUUUUCACUCCGCUCGUCAACGUCGUCUGCUCCAAAAUCAAAGGUGAACCCGUUUAUGAAGCAGUCCGUCCUAUUGGCGCCAAUAUGGAACUGAUUGUUUUCUACCUACCUGGCCUUCACGAUGAUGACGAGGAAUUGCUUUACGGAGGUCUACCUGCCGUUCGUUCUCUUCGUUCGUCAUUAUUUCGCCGCACAAUGGGUCUCAUCUUGCAAGAUAGCCCUCUGGACUUGUCCUUGUCGCUGUUGACGUCAUCGUCCUGUUCAGCCUCGUCGCCAACACCUGAUGAUCAACAACAACAGCAGCAGCAGCAGCAACAACAAAAACAAAAGCAGCAAAAUGUGGCUGGAUCGAAUGUAACCACAUCUGGUGGAGCUUCGGAUGGCCGUCAAUCUGUUUCUAGCGAACAAUCAGCUGGAUUGUCUUCAGGAGCUGAUGAAAUGGCCAGCAACACGUCCGGAUUGGAUGCUUCAUCCGACGCUUUAGGGCUCAUUCAGAGUCAUUUGAGCCAUCAUCAUAGUCUUCAUCAUCAUCAAAUGGGAGCCUCGUCUAACGUGGCAUCCAACAACGGUGGAGGACGAGGAGGUCGAGCUAGUGGAAUGACGUCUGUUUCAUCAGCUUCUUCUGGCCGUCCUGCCCGCCAGCGACCUUUGCUUCCUUGCCAGGUAUCUUGUCCCGCAUUCGACCGGCCUUCGCUGCUCAACCGUCACAUGCGCACCCAUACCGGUGAAAAGCCACACGUUUGUGACGUGUGCGGCAAGGGAUUCUCGACGUCGAGUUCGCUCAACACGCACCGGCGGAUCCACAGCGGCGAGAAGCCCCACCAGUGUCCCGUUUGCGGCAAACGCUUCACCGCCUCUUCCAACCUUUACUACCACCGGAUGACUCACAUCAAGGAGAAACCGCACAAGUGCGCUCUCUGCUCCAAGUCGUUCCCGACGCCCGGGGACUUGAAAUCGCACAUGUACGUGCACAGCGGCUCGUGGCCGUUCAAGUGCCACGUCUGCUCGCGCGGCUUCAGCAAGCACACCAACCUCAAGAACCAUCUCUUCCUGCAUACCGGUGACAAGCCGCAUGCCUGCGAGUUAUGCAACAAGCGUUUCGCCUUGGCUUGCAACCUUCGCGCCCACAUGAAAACCCACGAAGGUGAGCCCCAGGAGGAGUGCGCCCGUUGCGGCAAGACGUUCCUGAUGCUCGUCGGCGGUAGCGGCGGGGGGUCGCAGGUGGGCAGCGACGUCACGGGCCUUUGCAACGAUUGUUCGGGCGCCACCGACAACGACAAGGAAGAGUUGGAAGAAGAUUCGGAUGCUGGUGGCAUCAGCGAUGUCAGCGCAGAUGGAGACGUCGACGUCGAUAACGAACAAGACUAAAAAAAAAAAAAAAAAAAACGACAGCGAAAAAGCAUUUUGCCUUUGCUGGGAACAAGCAGAAUUUUUGUUUGUUUUGGAAUUGAAUCGAUGGAUAUUAGAAACGGAAGCGUUUUAGGUAGGGUCGAUUUUAUUUGAUGAAAUAAUUUAAAAUGUUGGAAGAUAUUGUGCGUUUUUUUUUUUUUCUUUUUCAAUUAUUCAUUAGACGGUAUUAAUGUGUCCCCUUGUUUCAAUUUCCAUUUUCUA